AUGGACGACAACGUACUUGACAGGAACAGCGUCCGUCGGAUGCAAGCCCUGAAGCUCGUCGGCGGCGAACGCUUCUACCGGAUGCGGACAGAACAAAGCACUAUCCAUGCGCUGCACGCCAUCCUGCAGGCUUGCAAGAACGUCGAGACGCUCUGCAUACCUUAUCUGCGCAACACCUCCCCGACCCCCAGGCCAGCAGAGGGGUUGCCCCGCAAUCUCGUCCGCCUUCGUCGGCUUACGGUUUAUCGUUGGCGGUGGGAUGGCAAUUCCACAUUCAUGCCGUCUGAUCACGGUUUGACGUCCAUCUCCACGACUACUGUUCUUGACCUUAAUAGACAGAGCUUGGAGGAACUGAACCUGGACCAUGCUCUCGUCAAUUUUUCACUUCCGGCUUUUCCCGCGCUUCGGAUUCUCCGCCUCACCCACACGAUGAUCGUCGGACUCGAUCUCCUGAAGGAGGCAUUGUCCUCCAAGUCUCAAGGUGGCCUCGAAGUGAUAGAGUUUCGCAACCAUUGGGGUUCCCUAUCUUUCUCAUCUCCCUUGGAAAUCUGUGGAGCGAUAAUCCAGCCGAACACGCGAACGUUGAAGGAGCUGGUUCUCGUAGGCUUGGAUGAGAUGAAGCUGGCACGAACUCUCGACUUUGAGGCCUUCAAGGUUCUCCACCGUCUCAGCAUAGGAUACCUUGCGCGCGACGAAGACCCCUUCGAAAUUGUGAAAGUACCACACCGGGUGAGAGUCCUUGACGUGCACUGGGAAGAGAUGGUCGAAAGCGCGUCGCGCCGCGUCGCAUACUUCUUUCGCACUCUCGAACUGAUGGAGAUGUACAUUGUCCGCGACGCAUACAUUCAGACGUCGAGGCAGGACGGGGCGCAGUUGUCAGUACAAGUGGUGGGACAAGCACCUCCGCGGCUCCGGCGCCUCUGCUCGGACUGGAACAUUCCUGUACUGGAGGACGAGCCCGAAGAAUUCAAGGGUAGUGAUAUCGGGCUCCGGAAGGACGCUACUUUACCCCAAGGUCCGAUGCAUACGCUACGCGUAACCUUUCCAAGCGAAAUGAAGAUUCCCUGGGUAGAGGUUGGAUAGGUUGUUCUGGUUCGAUACCGACUUCAGGACCCGUAUAGCGUGCCCGUCGAUGGUUCAGCUGUACUAUGGAUGUACCAUCAAUGCAAUUUCGAUUGCAUUGAUGGUUCAAAAUCGUCAUUUCAUUGCCAAUCCACCCAGAAGCUGGAUCAUAUGGUAGCCAAAACCAUGUAGCAGCUGUACGUCAAGCCUCAAAUAUUUUG
Messenger RNA from Punctularia strigosozonata HHB-11173 SS5, 1283 nucleotides. RefSeq lists its product as uncharacterized. Bases 1 to 1083 code for a protein of 360 amino acids. Lineage: Eukaryota; Fungi; Basidiomycota; Agaricomycetes; Corticiales; Punctulariaceae. The record is from RefSeq and is a predicted model, not a curated record. The transcript has 3 exons.